GCUGUACUUCGAGGAGUUAUUAUUUGGUAUUGAGGUGUUCAGGAUCCGCUGUCCGUCGGGGAGAGAGACGCACCGGGAGCCGCGACGCACAAAACCAAAGUCCGAAAAUGACUGUAGAGAGAAUAUUCGACGAGCUUGGACAUUUCAAAAGAUUUCAGGCAUGUCUGUACUUUGCAGCAGUCUUCCAGGCUGUAGCCUGUGGGAUCCAUUACCUGGCCUCUGUCUUCCUGGUGGAGACUCCAAACUUUGUGUGCGGCAUGCCCGACAACAUCACUGAUGUCUUGUAUGGUAACAUGACAGGAUCUAGUCUGGAGGACAUCCUGCCAGUCUUCAAAGCCAAAAAUGGGCCUUUGGUGGUGAGAACGAAAGAGGGUGAACAGUGGGAGCUCAGUCGGUGCCAAUGUGCCCUGCGCAUCAACCCAAAAGACUUUACAUACCACUUUGAGGGCAACAAAACAGUGAAAGCCUGCAAUGGGAAUUUUGUUUAUGACCACACUGAAGUGUACCAAAGCAUAGUGACGGACUGGGACUUGGUGUGUGAGAGAGAGUGGCUGGCCAAGCUGUGCCAGCCCACUUUCAUGUUGGGAGUGCUGAUUGGUGCACUGGUGUUUGGGGACAUUGCUGACAGGGUUGGUCGUGUGAGGAUCUUAAUGUUCACAAGCCUCUGUCAGUUUGCACUUGGGGUGUGUGUGGCGUUCUCUGGAAACUACUAUUUCUUUGUUGUGCUCCGAUUUUUCCUUGCCAUGGUAUCCAGUGGAUACCUGGUGGUGGUGUUUGUCUAUGUGACUGAGUUUACUGGCAUCAAGGUACGCACAUGGACCUCUAUGCAUGUACAUGCAGCCUUUGCAGUUGGCAUCAUGGUGGUGGCUCUGACUGGCUACCUAGUGCGGGUCUGGUGGAUCUACCAGAUCAUCCUCUCCACAUGCACCUCGCCCUUCUUGCUCUUCUGCUGGAAGUUCCCAGAGACACCUUUUUACUUGAUGGCCAAGGGUCAAUACAAGGAAACUCAAACCCUGCUGGACACAAUAGCCCGCUUCAAUGGCCUUGACUGCAGGCUGAGGGCCGAGGAUCUCCUCGAGCCAGCAGAUCAGAAGAGCAAAGCUCUGCUGCAGAAGGAGUCAGAGGAGCGGCCAUCGCAGUCUGAAAAGAAGCUAUCUAUCCUGGAUCUGUUCGGCAGCUGGAGGAUGGUGGGGCGCACAUGUACAGUGUGGGCCAUCUGGUUCAUCGGCAGCCUGGGCUAUUACGUCUUCUCUUUGGGCUCAGUCAACCUCGGAGGAAACCAGUACAUUAACCUCUUCCUGGCUGGUGCAGUGGAGCUCCCCUCUUAUCUGGUUGGUUGUUUUGCAAUGGACCGGAUAGGCAGGAAGAGGACUUGUGCCCCAGCUCUGCUCCUGGCUGGGAUCGCUUGUAUGCUCAUCAUUGUGGUCCCUGCUGACAUCGAGGCACUGGCCAUCGCUCUCUGCAUGACAGGAAAGUUUGCCAUCGCAAUUGCCUUUGGUCUCAUCUACCUGUACACCUGUGAGCUUUACCCGACAAUCAUCAGGUCUCUGGCAGUAGGCAGUGGCAGCAUGAUGUGCCGUGUUGGCAGCGUAGUGGCUCCCUUCUGUGUGUACCUGGCUGACGUCUGGGUCUACCUACCUCAGCUAAUUGUGGGAAUCCUGGCGUUCAUUAUUGGAGUAUUGACAUUGCUGUUGCCUGAGACUCUGGGCCAGCCUCUAACAACCACCUUAGAAGAAGCUGAAGCCCUGGGACAUGAGCCCAGCAAGAAGACCUCAACCCUGGGCAAUAAAGAUGCUGAGGAUGGGUUGGAGAUGAACCAACAUAUGGAUAGUGCCUGAGCUGUACACUACGGGAGAGAGACAGACACAGAGAGAGAAGCUCUGGAAAAAAAUAAUAGAAGGAAAAGAUAGGAGGUGAUGGCUGCCAAAACCUGAAACAGUGACGUCAUUGAUUUAUUGAAUUGUUAAAAAAAGAAAAGAAAAAGAACACACUUUUAUCAGAACCAGUUGAAAUUUAGUGUUUGUUGAGAUUUUGUUCUGCAAACUGACCAGUAGUGUAGUACUCAAAGGGUCUUCAGACAGUACAGAAACCUUUUCAGCUUGCACACUCAGUAAUAUAGCAGUCAGUCACACAUACAGUGCAAUCAGGGCAGACCAUGAAUUCAGUUAUCAUGAAAAUCAUGUGCUAUGUGUGUAGUCUGUGUGUUAUACAUAUCUUGUGUAUCCAAGACCAAGAAAACAUGAAGGAUGUAAAAGGAUCAUUUCAGUUUUUGACAAUUUCAGUCUUGUUUUUAUAGUUUUGGCUAUCAUUUCUAAAACACGUUGUACUCACCAAAGUAUUGGCAGGUUAAUCUAAACCACUUUAUAUGGCAGUGCAACUGAAAGAGGACAGCUUGUUCUUCUUGCACGAUCAGAUCUUUUUUUACGAUGUUGCUCUGUCAACAGAUAUCAGCCAUCAUCUAACUUGUGAGUAGAGUAUUCUUAUUGCUGAUAGGACUGUUGUUGCUGUUGUUAUUGUACCAGUAACCAUGAAUCAUUGUCAAAUGCAAAUCAUGGGAUGAAAGCAUAAAGAUGUAAUGUUAAUUUAAACACACAUUGUAGAAUCAUGAUAUAAAUAAUAGAAUGUUUUAUUUUGAUAUCAAAAAGUG
Molecule: messenger RNA, 2647 nt
Organism: Scomber japonicus (chub mackerel)
Lineage: Eukaryota; Metazoa; Chordata; Actinopteri; Scombriformes; Scombridae
Gene: slc22a16
Product: solute carrier family 22 member 16
Exons: 8
Coding region: 108-1838 (576 amino acids)
Biological process (GO): transmembrane transport
Cellular component (GO): membrane
Source: RefSeq, a predicted model, not a curated record